Molecule: messenger RNA, 686 nt
Organism: Plodia interpunctella (Indianmeal moth)
Lineage: Eukaryota; Metazoa; Arthropoda; Insecta; Lepidoptera; Pyralidae
Product: shematrin-like protein 2
Exons: 2
Coding region: 28-609 (193 amino acids)
Source: RefSeq, a predicted model, not a curated record
UUGCAACAUUAGCAUUUAUUACUAUAUAUGGCACAAACAUCAGCUAGCAGCAUCAUUCAUCAGCUUGUCUUCCGAGUUCUACCACCCACCACCACCAUGAAACUAUUUGUGUGCCUAUGCGCGCUUGUAGCGGUCGUCAUGGCCGGCGAGGGUGAGAAGCGGGAAAAGCGUGGCUUGUUAGGACAAUAUAGCGGCGGCUACAGCGGUGGAUACAGCGGUGGCUACAGCGGUGGAUACAGCGGUGGAUACAGCGGUGGCUACAGCAGUGGUUCCAUCGGCGGUUACAGUAGUGGAGCUGCCAUCAGCUACUCUGCGCCUGUGGUAGCCCAACGUGUAGUGUCCGCGCCCAGGGUUGUAGCUGUCAACAGGGUGGUCAACGUGCAGCGCGUCGUCUCCGUGCCGCAAGUUGUCAAUGUACGCAAGGUGGUUUCUGUGCCUCAAGUGGUCACCGUCAGGAGGGUCGUCGCUGCACCAGUCGCGUACUCCUCCGGCGUCAGCUACGGAGCCCUCGGAGGCUACUCUGGAGGCCUGGGCGCAGGCUACAGCCUCGGCGGACAAUCCAGCUAUGGUUACUCUGGAGCUUCCCUCAACUCUAACGGCUGGUGGUGAUCACAGUAAAGUUUCUAGUCAAAUUUAUUCUUAAAACUUAUUUUAUUUCAAAGGUUAAAAUAAAAGUUUUAAAAUUA